AUGGCACCAGAGGACCGUAUUGGCACGCCGCAUAUCCCCAUCGACCCGGAGCGCGUGGUCGCCCUCGUCGAGUCCGACUACCCGGACCAAACAACCGAAAAUGCGCCCGAAGAUGAGACCUCGCAAGCCAUUGCCCGCAACUUGAUCGAGUUCUUGGAACACGAGGUCAAACACGGGCGAUUGCCGGUGAAUCUGCUGCCUCUGCAGUCUGGGAUUGGCAACAUUGCAAACGCUGUUAUCGGCGGCCUGGCUAAAGGAGGAGCAAACUUCAAGAACCUGAAAGUCUGGACGGAAGUGUUGCAGGAUUCCUUCCUCGACCUCUUCGACAGUGGAAACCUGGACUUUGCCACCGCGACCUCUAUUCGUUUCUCUCCCGGGGGGUUCCAACGCUUUUACGAUGGUUGGGAGAAUUAUCACUCCAAACUCAUCCUCCGGUCCCAGCAAGUGUCCAACUCACCUGAAAUCAUCCGCCGGCUCGGCGUGAUCGGCAUGAACACGCCCGUCGAAGUCGACAUCUACGCUCACGCCAACAGUACGUGCGUGUUGGGCUCGCGCAUGCUUAACGGCCUGGGCGGAUCCGCAGACUUCCUCCGUUCAUCCAAAUACUCCAUCAUGCAUACGCCCAGCACGCGACCUUCGAAAACCGACCCUACCGGCGUGAGUUGCAUUGUGCCAAUGUGCACACACGUCGACCAGACAGAGCACGAUCUGGACGUUGUCGUGACUGAAAUCGGCCUUGCAGACGUGCGAGGAAUGUGUCCUCGCGAAAGAGCCCGCGAGAUUAUCAAGCAGUGCGCCCAUCCCGACUACCGGCCCAUUCUCCAGGAUUACUUCGACAGGGCCGAGUACGAGUGCUUGAAGAAAGGUAUGGGUCACGAGCCGCACUUGCUCUUCAACUCUUUCGAUAUGCAUAAGAAUUUAGUGGAGAAUGGAACCAUGAAGAUCAGUGGUUGGAAAUAG
Messenger RNA from Cladophialophora bantiana CBS 173.52, 960 nucleotides. Its product is annotated as acetyl-CoA hydrolase. Bases 1 to 960 code for a protein of 319 amino acids. The record is from RefSeq and is a predicted model, not a curated record. Gene Ontology annotation, molecular function: acetyl-CoA hydrolase activity; acetate CoA-transferase activity. Gene Ontology annotation, biological process: acetate metabolic process. Gene Ontology annotation, cellular component: mitochondrion. Lineage: Eukaryota; Fungi; Ascomycota; Eurotiomycetes; Chaetothyriales; Herpotrichiellaceae. The transcript is spliced from 4 exons.